AUGGAAACGGCCCUUGAUGAGUUCUGUGAAGGAAGGGUCCCUUCUGGUCCAUACUUUGAUCAUGUGCUGGAGUAUUGGAACGAGAGGGGGAGAAGCAAUAAUCUCUUGUUCCUGACAUACGAGGAGCUUAAGAGAGAUCCUCACGGGCAUGUGAAAAAAGUGGCCGAGUUCUUGAAUUGCCCACUAAGCUGCGACGAGGCUGAGCGAGUCGUAGAAAAGUGUAGCUUUGAGCGGCUGAGUAAGAUGCAGGUUAAUAGAAAUGAUAAUGGAAGAGUUCAUUGGAGUGGCACAAAGUUCGGAUCGUUCUUUCGUAGAGGAGAAAUUGGAGAUUGGAAGAACCAUCUGACUCCGGAAAUGGCGGAACGGCUUCAUAAGAUUGCAAGCGAGAAAUGGGUUGGAUCUGGUUUAGAGUCGAGGUUACUUGCUGAAUAA
Messenger RNA from Syzygium oleosum, 432 nucleotides. RefSeq names its product cytosolic sulfotransferase 3-like. Gene Ontology annotation, biological process: sulfation. The record is from RefSeq and is a predicted model, not a curated record. Lineage: Eukaryota; Viridiplantae; Streptophyta; Magnoliopsida; Myrtales; Myrtaceae. Bases 1 to 432 code for a protein of 143 amino acids. Gene Ontology annotation, cellular component: cytoplasm. Gene Ontology annotation, molecular function: sulfotransferase activity. The transcript has a single exon.